Molecule: messenger RNA, 1584 nt
Organism: Spea bombifrons (plains spadefoot toad)
Lineage: Eukaryota; Metazoa; Chordata; Amphibia; Anura; Pelobatidae
Gene: UCP1
Product: uncoupling protein 1
Exons: 6
Coding region: 149-1078 (309 amino acids)
Biological process (GO): adaptive thermogenesis; response to cold; mitochondrial transport
Cellular component (GO): mitochondrial membrane
Molecular function (GO): oxidative phosphorylation uncoupler activity
Source: RefSeq, a predicted model, not a curated record
CUACUAGAGAAACUCUUGGUGUUCUUUUGUAUGCCUAAUUUGUGGUACUGAACAGAUACCUUAAGAGACAUGCUUUAGGAGCUUGUAUAGUAUUAUAUUGUGCUCAAUUCUUUUUCCCCCCAUAGAACAUUCACUUGAUCCUGCAAAGAUGGUUGGACUAAGACCCUCAGACAUCCCCCCUACUCCUGCUGUUAAGUUCAUUGGUGCCGGAACAGCUGCAUGUAUAGCCGACCUGUUCACUUUCCCACUGGACACAGCAAAAGUCCGGUUACAGAUUCAGGGUGAAUCUGCUGUGGCCGGGGCAGUUAAUGGAAUUCGGUACAAAGGAGUCUUUGGAACCAUAAGCACCAUUAUCAAGACAGAAGGACCCAAGAGUCUGUAUAAUGGAUUAGUGGCUGGACUCCAGAGACAGAUGAGCUUUGCCUCUAUUCGGAUUGGUCUAUAUGACCAAGUCAAACACUUCUACACAAAUGGAAGAGACAAAGCUGGAAUUGGCACCCGGAUAUUGGCUGGGUGCACUACGGGAGCGAUGGCUGUGACCAUUGCCCAGCCAACAGAUGUAGUAAAAGUCAGAUUUCAAGCUCAGAUCAGUCUACGUGGGGUUAAAAAGAGAUACAACGGCACUUUGGAUGCAUACAAAACUAUUGCCAAGGAAGAAGGCAUGAGGGGACUGUGGAAAGGAACAUUUCCAAAUGUGACAAGGAACGCCAUAGUAAAUUGCACUGAACUGGUGACCUAUGACCUGAUAAAAGAGACCAUUCUACAUCACAAACUAUUAACAGAUAAUCUCCCGUGCCAUUUUAUGUCUGCUUUCGGGGCUGGUUUCUGUACCACAGUUAUAGCUUCUCCGGUGGAUGUUGUGAAGACCAGAUACAUGAAUUCCCCACCUGGGCAGUACAAGUCUGCUGUUAAUUGUGCAUGGACCAUGCUUAUUAAAGAAGGACCGACAGCCUUUUACAAAGGGUUUGUUCCUUCUUUCCUUCGGCUGGGUUCCUGGAAUGUAGUAAUGUUUGUGUCUUAUGAACAACUAAAGCGAGCCAUGAUGAUGUCAAGACAAAGAAUAGAGUACGCCGUGUGAUUCUAAGAUGAACAUUUACAGAGUGAAUGGAAAUCCCAAGACUUUUCUUACAUCCCCUGGAGCGUUCCUAUGCAACUACUCCUAGAUUUAGAUACCGUCUAUAAAACGAUGGUCAUGAUCUUGAGGCCGCCGUCAUGGCAUGUCCAGAACCGUCAUAUUGUCAAUAUGAUGUCAUUGUGCCAAUAUGAUGUCAUCGUGCCUUGCUCACAGUACUGCACUGGAAGGAGACAAGCUGAGAAACAUACUACGGAGCUUGAAUAAAAUUGAUAAACUCAGGCAUAGUUUUCAUAACCACUGCUGGGGUAUUUUCUCAAGGUGGUUUAACCGUUCCUUUAUGAUACCCCAAAGAAAGGGAAACUUCCCUUUUAACAUAUUUUUGCACUUAAACUUCAUAUUGUCAGUUUAUUGUGUUUAACUAAUCAAUGUCUUAUAUAUUAACUUACUUUACUAUUUAAUGUUAAAUGUUUAAUAGAUUUUAUUUUUUUAAUAAAACAAACAAAACCCAA